Molecule: messenger RNA, 4400 nt
Organism: Bradysia coprophila
Lineage: Eukaryota; Metazoa; Arthropoda; Insecta; Diptera; Sciaridae
Gene: Ac3
Product: Adenylate cyclase 3
Biological process (GO): adenylate cyclase-activating G protein-coupled receptor signaling pathway; intracellular signal transduction; cAMP biosynthetic process
Cellular component (GO): plasma membrane
Molecular function (GO): adenylate cyclase activity
Source: RefSeq, a predicted model, not a curated record
GUAUAUUUUAUCGAGGCAAGUCGUUCUUGUUUGUCGGUUGUCUGUGCGGAAAAUCAAUGCCUAACAUUUUUUUUUUACUUUCUUCAAAGAAAAUUUAUUUGUUUUCUUGCUUAAAACGUUAAAUUGGACUUUAUUCGCGAUGAAACACAUUUAUUUGUGUGACGAUGGAGUGAGCGCUCUACUUUAAGACUGUAAAAAAGUAAAUGUGAAAUUGUGAUUAAGCAAACAGAAUAGGAUGCAUAUUAUGAAAGCUAAAGAAAAAAAAUUCAACCUCAUUAAUUUGAGCUGUGUAUGUGCACGAGAGUCGAGAUAUCUACUGAGCUUUCAUUCUGAUGUGUAAAAAACGAAAAAAGAUUUACUGAAAACAUCACAUAUAUUACACCACUAUGAACAUUACGUGAAUAUUUUUGUGUAAAAAUUAAAAAAAAAAAUAUUGUGAACAAAAAAUGGAUACGAUGGCAAAUGAAGCAUCAAAAACGAGCGAAACACCAAGCAAUAAUAAAAUAACGUUGCCGAGUACCGUGCUUGAAAAACUCUACCAACGAUAUUCAAUCAAACAGCGUCGGGCUGGAUUGGAAUGUUUUUUAGCAGCAUCCAUUUUGUUCGAUUUGUGGGCAAUAUUCAUUCCACAAGGACAUAGUCGGGAGAGUUUAGAAGUCACUGGCAUAUUUCUUCUGCUAAACGUCCUGCUUAUAAUAAUUUUAAAGAUAUUCAAAAGGAGCAAACAUAGAGGAUUUUUGUACGACGUUACACCACUGUUCGCAUGGAUCAUUGCAAUUCUACAGUUGCUUUUACAAUUAUUAAUGAAGAGCACAGUAACACCAAGAGACUCUUUAGGUUGGGCAAUACUACUCAAUUUCCUAGUCCACGUAAGUCUACCAAUUCCGUUGAAAUAUACCGGAAUUUUGUUUGGCAUCGGUUCCUAUACGCUACAUUUAAGCAUAACGAUGGUGUUGCCAAAAAAGGAAGAUUUUUUCGUUCAACAGCAACUUGUUAACGCUUUACUGAUGAUAACAGCUGCGUCAAUUGGCUUGCUGUGCUACUUUAUGGGGGAGUCAAAACAUAGGCGAGCCUUUUUAGAGGCAAAACAAAGCCUUGAAGUUAAAAUGGUAAUCGAAGAGCAGUCAGCUGAACAGGAAAGACUGCUACUAUCUGUUCUACCCGAACAUGUUGCUGUCAAAAUGAGACAAGAUUUGGGUUCAGAUGAUUCGGAGCAAUUCAAAAAGAUAUACAUGAGCCGCCAUGAAAAUGUCAGCAUCUUAUACGCCGACAUUGUUGGAUUUACUGCGAUUUCAUCAACAUAUUCUGCACAGGAUCUGGUUAAAAUGCUCAACGAACUGUUUGCUCGAUUUGAUCGACUGGCAGAGAAAUAUAAUCAACUUCGUAUUAAAAUAUUAGGAGAUUGCUAUUACUGUAUCAGCGGUGCUCCGGUUGAGAGGCCAGACCACGCAGUGUUAUGCGUCCAUAUGGGUUUAUCAAUGGUCAAAGCAAUAAAGUAUGUGCAAAAGAAAGCAAACUCUCCGGUAGAUAUGAGAGUAGGUAUUCAUACUGGCGCUGUUUUGGCUGGUAUAUUGGGACAACGACAGUGGCAAUUUGAUGUGUAUUCCAAGGACGUAGAAUUAGCUAAUAAAAUGGAAUCGAGUGGAAUGGCUGGGCGAGUGCACAUUUCCGAAAAAACUUUAAGUUUUCUGUCUGGAGAGUUUGAGGUUGAACCCGCUCUGGGCGAAAAACGCGAGGAAGCACUACGCAUCGCCGGACUGAAAACAUAUUUCAUUAAAAAAGUGCUGAAACCGUUCGUCUCCACGAACCCUGAACAUACAAAUGGAUCGGCAAAAAUUGACACGGAUGGAUCGAUAGAAUCUGAUUGCGCAUCCAUAUCGUCCAAAGAUGGGGAUGAAAAGGUUCAUAUGACGGGUGAUUAUGAUACAGCUGAAUCACUGCCCGACAAAGAUGAUGAUUUCAAGCAAAGGUUGAAAAAAGAGCUGUUGAGCAGAGACCAUCAUGGAGAGCUAUCGAAAGAUACAACGAUAUUUUUAACAUUCAAAAGCAAAGAAUUGGAGAGGUCUUACUCUGCCCAUAAGGAACCAUUAUCAACCAUCCCUUUGGUUGCGUCACCAUUAGUAUUGCUGGUUGGAACAAUAUAUUCGUCAUUGAUUUUACCAAGUUCAUGGCUGCACUUUUGUAUCUCCUUAUCGCCCAUAUUUUUGGUAUUGCUUUUCGUAACUGCCACAGUUGGCGAAACAUUGAAAGAGAUUCUUCCGAACAACAUUUACAUGGCCAGUAAGAAGUUUAACAAUGUUGUAUGUCUUCGUCGUUUUGCUGCUAUUGUCAUCAUUUUUUCUGUCGCUUUUUCAAACAUUUUAGACAUGUGCACAUGCUCAUUAGGAACAAUACCUCAUGCAGGAGGAAAUUAUACCUCCAACAUCACCGCAGAAGCGGAAACAUUUCCGGCUACCGUUUGUCUUAUGUUCCCAUCAUAUUUCAGUAACUAUGCUGUACUUAUUUUGAUUGCAACGUCACUCGUCGCUCAAUUAUCGCACAUAUGUAAAAUAUGCAUAAUGAUCAUAAUAACAGUGUUGCAUUGUGGCGUUAAUAUUUUCCUUUUGGAUGAACAUUUUUGUGUCGAGGAAUAUCACACAGGGAAUGCUAGUCUGCCGCCAAUUUAUUUUAGUUUAUCAGCGCUGUUGAUUGCUGUUACCAUUGCAUUGGGAUUUUUAACUAGACAUAUGGACAAAGAAGAUCGAGUAAUAUUUAAAUGGCGAAAUGAGGUGAACGAACAACGUGAAAAGGCUAGCGAUAUGAGAAGACGAAACGAGGCUCUGGUGUACAACAUAUUACCCGUACAUGUGGCUGAACAUUUUAUGCGAAACAAACAACGGUCCUACGAUCAAUUAUACUCUCAAAGUUACGAUGAAGUGGGUGUUUUAUUUGCUAGCAUGCCGAACUUUUCAGAUUUUUACUCUGAAGACACAGUGAACAAUCAAGGAUUGGAAUGUUUACGAUUUUUAAAUGAAGUUAUCUCCGAUUUUGAUGCGCUGCUGGAACUUCCAAAAUAUCAGGAUGUUAAUAAAAUCAAAACGAUCGGCUCAACUUAUAUGGCUGCAAGUGGAUUGAAUCCACAUAGACGAGUGAAACCGGAGGAUCCAAUAGUAAUUCGUUGGGAACAUUUAUCAAUUCUCGUCGAAUUUGCUCUGGAUCUGAAAAAAGCGCUGCAAUGCAUCAACGAACAAAGCUUUAAUCACUUCGUGUUGAAAAUGGGAAUAAAUCAUGGUCCAAUAACAGCGGGAGUCAUCGGUGCUAGGAAACCACAUUACGACAUUUGGGGCAACACAGUCAAUGUUGCAUCGAGGAUGGAGAGUACAGGAAAGGCUGGUGCAAUUCAGGUCACUGAAGAGACAUGUGAAAUUUUGCAAACGUUCGGCUACACAUUCGAACAACGUGGACUUGUGGCUGUUAAGGGAAAAGGUCAAUUGAUGACCUAUUACCUUCAAGGUAAAACAGUUCGACAAAAUUCAAUCCAUUCAUCGCCAAUCCUAGCGUCCAUAAAUCCAAUGGAAACGUUGCCCGAAAUGGACGAAUCCAAGGAAUCAACACCACCGAACGAACAAUCAGGAUCAUUGCUUCCGUCAAUAUCAUCGAGCUCAAAUAGUCCCAACAGUGUCAAAGUUAACCAAACUUAUUUAAAGUCGCAACUAAACCAAACAGCACAAAACGAAACACUUGCAAUCGAAUUAAAUGCGACCAUGAACAACACCAAAGUAGCAAAUAAUGUAGAUAAUUUAUCGUUAGAAUGCAAUGACAAUAUUAAUUUAGUUAAUUGUAGUAGUGAUGGUAGUAACAGUGCACUGUUAGACGUUGAUACUGAAGUGUCGACCCCGUUGCUGGAUGCCAAAAAUAGCACAAAUUCAAAUGCAAUCAAUAGCGGCUACAGUGAUAGUGAAAAAGAGGCACUAAUUUUCAAUUCAAAUAGUUCAGCAUAGAUUCGCUCGAUAGGAUCCAGUCAAACAGUUGUUUUCAUUGAUUUUUAGCUAUCCUAUCCAAAGAAUAUUGAAAGCCUACGGUUUUUUUUAUCUAAAAGGUUUUACUAUUUUUUUAAGAGAAAGAGAUAUUUUUAGGCCUAUGUUUCCGUAAAACGAAUCGUUGGCUACUGUUUCAAUAGAAAGGUUCUCUUCAAAGAACAAGAGCAAAACUUAAUUUUGAUAAACGUGAUGAAUACAUCCCCAAAUAAUUAUAAUUAACAAACAGAGCUAUAUGAUAGAGAUGUAGACCUAACUGUAGCCCCAAAUUAGGCGAUAAGUAUUUAGACACACAAAUUGAAUUGAACGUGUAUUUAAUUAACAUACCAUAUGCGAUCAGGAAUUUCCGAAAUGAAAAGCUCCAUAAAAUCAGAUCAUUUUAUU